UACUGACAAUUAUAAAAGUAAAUUAAAUUCUAGUUAUCGAUAAUACUAACACUCAGUAAUAGUGAUAACAUCAAUCUAACCCUAAGAGGAUAAAAAACUUGAACUGAGCUAGUGCCGUAAAAUGAUGCUCGAAUAUGAUGAUGAUGAUUGUCAACUUGAAGAAGAUAAAUUGUAGAAUGACUAAGACAUGCACCUCAAAUAAACAAUUUAUCAGCUACAUGUAAGGGAAGCUGCUCUCACAGUGUUUUCUCUUACGAUCUGCUCUGUGUAAUCAUAAAUCAUGUAGAAUAUGUCUGAAGAAAAGUACUACAAAUACCAUCUGUUAUCUACUGUGGACCCUGAAGAGUAUUAUUCAUUUGAUUUUUCCACUAUAAUGGAAGAUCGCAUGGGAAUGACUGUCACUUCAGGCAGUGUUACAAUACACAAGGAUGAAAGUAAUCUGAUUGGAAUCAGUAUAGGGGGAGGAGCCCCACAUUGUCCAUGUCUGUAUGUUGUUCAGGUGUUUGAUAACACCCCUGCAGCCAAAGAUGGAACUAUACAGUCUGGUGAUGAGAUUGUGGGAGUGAAUGGAACAUCAGUGAAAGGAAGAACUAAAGUUGAAGUUGCAAAGAUGAUCCAAGGAGUUCAAGAUGAAGUGACCAUUAAUUACAACAAGCUUCAUGCAGAUCCAAAGCAAGGAAGAACACUGGACAUAAUUUUGAAGAAGAUGAAACAUAGAGUGGUUGAAAACAUGAGUUCUACUACAGCUGAUGCUCUGGGUCUUAGCAGAGCAAUAUUAUGUAAUGAUAGCCUAGUAAAGAAGCUGGAAGAAUUGGAAAGAAAUGAGCACAUGUACAGAGGAAUAACAGAGCACACAAAAUCAGUGCUUAAAGCUUUUUUUGAUGUUUGUAAAGUCUACAGAGGGUUUGGUGAUGUAUUUUCAUCUAUUGGUGUGAAAGAACCACAGCAAAGGGCCAGUGAAGCUUUUACGAGGUUUGGAGAAGCUCAUCGGUCAAUGGAAAAAUAUGGGAUUAAACUAUUAAAAACUAUUCGUCCAAUGCUGAAUGACCUGAACACGUAUCUAAACAAAGCGGUACCUGACACACGGCUCACUGUGAAGAAGUAUGUUGACACCAAAUUUGAAUAUCUGUCCUACUGUCUGAAAGUGAAAGAAAUGGAUGAUGAAGAAUAUACCUAUCAAGCACUUCAAGAACCUUUGUACAGAAUUGAAACAGGAAACUAUGAGUACAGGUUAGUCUUAAGAUGUAGACAAGAUGCAAGAGCUAGAUUUGCCAAACUAAGAUCUGAUGUCCUUGUUAAGCUUGAACUGCUGGAUCAGAAACAUGUACAAGAUAUUGUCUUCCAGCUGAACCGUUUUGUAUCAGCACUGUCCCACUACCAUAAUGAUUGUCAUGCUGAAAUGAAAACAGCCAACAUCUUUCCCAUUGAAGUGGAUCUUUCAGGCAGCACUUUCCACUACCCAGAUCCAGCUGUUAGUCCAUAUCAAGAUGAAGAGGAUGAAGAUGACGACGACGAACUUUUGGAAGCAAAAGAAGCCAAAGAGAUUGUAGAAGGCAAUCUUUUAGGGGACUAGUCUUUAUUAAUUAAACACAACCAUGUGUAAAUAUGUUACAGUGUUCAAGAGUAUGUUAAGCUGUGUCAAAAUAGAGAUGUAGUAAGAAAAUUAAGAGGGUUUCUUGAAUGUAAUGGCUUUGCAUCAUUGUUGUGAUGAGUUAUUUUUACACAUUUAUGUAGAAAUGAUUUAUUUCAUUUUAUUUUUAUUUUAUGGGACCAAAACUAUAGACAACUACUGUUAACUUUCAAGAUCAUGAGUAAUUUGAUCUGUUAUUAAGUUAUGAAACAACAGAAUGUCACUACCUGUUAAUAGUUAUCAAGUGUAGAGUAUCGUUAGAAACAGAACGUCACUACAUGUUGACAGUUAUCAAGUGUAGACAAGUGUUAGAAAGAAGCGAAUGUCACUACAUGUUAACAGUUAUCAUGUGUAGACAACUGUUAGAAACAACAGAAUGUCACUACAUGUUAACAGUUAUCAUGUGUAGACAACUGUUAGAAACAACAGAAUGUCACUACAUGUUAACAGUUAUCAUGUGUAGACAACUGUUAGAAACAACAGAAUGUCACUACAUGUUAACGGUUAUCAUGUGUAGACAACUGUUAGAAACAACAG
Molecule: messenger RNA, 2167 nt
Organism: Limulus polyphemus (Atlantic horseshoe crab)
Lineage: Eukaryota; Metazoa; Arthropoda; Merostomata; Xiphosura; Limulidae
Product: PRKCA-binding protein-like
Exons: 12
Coding region: 290-1573 (427 amino acids)
Biological process (GO): positive regulation of receptor internalization; dendritic spine maintenance; receptor clustering
Cellular component (GO): synaptic vesicle; postsynaptic density; postsynaptic early endosome
Molecular function (GO): protein kinase C binding; phospholipid binding; protein domain specific binding
Source: RefSeq, a predicted model, not a curated record